Molecule: messenger RNA, 2283 nt
Organism: Diatraea saccharalis (sugarcane borer)
Lineage: Eukaryota; Metazoa; Arthropoda; Insecta; Lepidoptera; Crambidae
Source: the annotation of a GenBank genome assembly
UUCGACUGUCAAACAUCGCGCGCGCACCUCUAAAGGAGUUUAAUUUUGUUUGUGAAGAAUUUUUAACGUGAUGGAGAAGGAGCACCAACCCGACUCCAUGGCCACCAUAACUAUGAAACCCGAGUAUCCGCCGUCUGAAGUGUACAGCGCAUCGGAACCGCCACCGGCGUACCGGCAGCGCGUGUCAUCCUCAGUACAAAUUGCGAGAAUCGCGGCGCUGACGGUGGUGGCUGCCUCAUUCAUCUUGGGAGCUUUCAUCUUGGCCUCGAGCUGGGUCGCGGCGAGAUCAUCGUGCCAUCAGCUAGAGCAGCUCGACGCCAUGUUGGAUAAGGAGCUGGCCUUAGAGGGUAGAGCGUAUGGAAAUGACGGAUUACUGCCGGACGAGCCACUGCCGGUAGCUAAUGCACAUGCUCUACAUGGUGUGCCUCCACCAUUAGCAUCAACGACGACAUCACAGUCAAAUCAGCCUCAAGCAUCAGACAGCCAAGUUAAAGAUGAUGCGCUGAAUCAGGCGGAGUCCAAGGUUGAUGAGGAUAAACUACAGAAAAUUGACGACAAAAAUGAACCAGCGACUUCUAGCAGUGAAGAAAGUUCAGAAUCAGACAGUUCCGCAGAAGACGAAGAAGAACUUGAUGCUAUCAGACCCAUGUUUAAGCUUCCCAUACAGUUCGAUCUCGAUGAGCUUGCUGGCGCCUUCCUGGCUAACAAUCAGAAAGGUCGUAUGAACUGCGUGGUGGAACGCCGUCACGAUGAUCCAAUGGAGCGGCGAUUCCCCUUCAACAUCCUUGGUGCCUUUGCUCCACGCAACGCCCACGCUGAGAGAGUCGCCAUCAUUUGUCAUGGUGGAGAUGAACCCAGAGCAAUGGGCAACUUCCCGGAGCCGCAAUCACAAGUAUUCGCGUUCCCGUUAUCUGGGCCCGCGCGGCUGCCGCUGCGGCCUCAGGAGCGUGCCCCGGCCUCCGACGCCCUUAUCCCACCUCCUUUCGGCCCCAUGCGCCGCCCAGCACCUUUCCCCCUCCCGAUGCCUUGGGAUUCGUCUGAAGAGCAGAUGGGGGCACCACGUGAGAUGCGUAUCCAUGUACAACGGGUGAUCGCUAUCCCAGCACCCCACAACAUGCCCCCGCCCCCUGAGAACAUGGGCCCCUUCGCACCUCCACCGCCACCCCCGCAACAACACCAACAGAACGAGCAGGCUUCUGUUCUUCACCAAUUCGUGCCUCAGCCCGCCCCUACACAAGAGUUGGAGCAACCUGAAGUACAGAAGAUACAGAUGGAUGGCACCCCUGUCCACAUGAACUUGCCAUGGGAACUGACACCUGAAGAUAUCCACGUGAUCCACCGCACCGCCCAGGACGCCGCCGCAAGUCAACGCCGGGAACAACAGGCCGACAACGACAUGCAAGAGUAUCCUUUGUUACAGGUCAAAACCAUAGUGAACACGCUCGCGGCCGCCGUAGAGGCUGACGCAGAAGCUCAGGCUCAGGCCGAGGAGAGGCACAGGCAGGAGGCCGCCGAGCCCGCCCCACGCGCCCCCCGCACCCUCCUAUUGCCUCAAGAUAUGGACGAAAGGCCCCACUAUAUGCAACCUCGUUCUGUGCGCAGUGUUGACAGCUUGCUGCAAAAUGAAAAGCGCGUCAAGCGCUGCGCUUGCAGCUGCGACUAGGCAACUUAGAAGAUGCUAGCGCGGCAGCGGCUUGCUGGCAUUGGCACCGCAAUCCGUCCAUAAAAUCUCAAUCUUUUUGUAACAAAAUAGUUGUUAAAACACAAUUGUUUGUGGUUGUGUUACCGCUUGAAUAUUCUGUAAAUAAAGUUGUUAAUUCCUCCGCUUUGAAUAUAUCUUUUUUUUUUAUUUCCAAACAAAACAUUAAUAGUAUAUAUUUAUUAAAAUUAUGUUUGUUAAAUAAUGAUAAUAUUAAUGAAUAUCGUUUUGGUAUUUGCAAUAAACAUAUUAUGAUAAAUGCGUAAAUUUUGUCAAGUGUUUUAAAAACGGUAGGUAAUUUUAACGCUAGGACUUUCUGUUAAGAAACAGCAAGAAGUAUUAUGUGCAUUACGAUCUUUUGUAUUUAACGAUAAAUUUUAUUUACAAAAUUGUUUCUUUGGAUUUUCAAGGUGACUUCAAUAAUUAUAAAUACUUGGACUUCCGAUAAGGCAACUGCAUUUAUUUCUUAAACAAAUUUGUUAAUGCCUAUAAGGGCCUACCAAAAACUAUCAGAACUUGUGAUACUGUCAUAUAAAAUUUAAUUUACAAUAAAUUGUAAUCCUAAAUUAAAUUUUUAUUAGUUU